ACUAGCAGCCGCCGAUCCACGCACGUUCGCAUCACCACCACAGGUGUCUCACCUUCCUUGCUCUGCCAGCUCGGCAUCCAGCCGCAUGCCUUUAGUAUGGCUUGAUACUCUCGCGCUGCUAAUUCAUCACAUCACACCUUCACACUCUCCGUUGACGACCGGCGAGCGACGGUGGUAGCGGCUGUUGCCAUUCCGCUCAGAACCAACAGCGAGACGGUCACCGGAAUAAGAGAACAUCCCACAACUCCUCGCUCCAUUUAAAGAUCGCAGUCAAAGAAAUAUAUGGCGAGCUCAUUUGAGAAGUCAGUUAAGGGCGCGACCAAAAUCAAGCUGGCAGCGCCCAAGUCGAAGUAUGUCGAGCACAUACUCGUGGCCACGCAUGCUGGCGAGCAAGGCGUCGCCGAGGUGUUCCGCGUUCUACAAAACCGGCUGCGUGACUCCACCUGGACCAUUGUCUUCAAGAGCUUGAUCAUCGUGCAUUUUAUGAUACGGGAGGGAGAGCCCGAUGUUACCUUGAGGCACUUGUCGAGCAAUCCGACAAGGAAGUUGGCAAUCAACAAUUUUACAGAAGUGCAAACACAGGGUCGCAAUAUCAAAGCCUACGCCGAAUACCUCGUCCAACGAGUCAAUUCGUUCUCCGCCACGAAGGUCGAUUUUGUCCGUGCGGGCGAAGGACGGCUCACUCGACUGUCUGUAGAGAAAGGAUUGCUGCGAGAGACCGAAAGCGUACAGAGCAUGAUUCGCGCACUUCUGCGUUGCGAUUUCCUCACCUUGGAAACGGAGAAUGACAUUUCGCUCACGGCGUUCCGGCUUCUGGUCAUGGAUCUGCUUGUGCUGUUCCACGUUAUGAAUGAGGGCAUGGUCAACAUCCUGCAGCACUUCUUCGAGAUGUCAAAGCCGGAUGCUGAACGCACUUUGAACAUAUAUCGCACCUUUGUGAAGCAAACAGAGAACGUAGUCAAAUAUCUCUCGGUAGCGAGGAACUAUGAGCACGUCACCCGCCUAGAGAUACCCACACUCAAACAUGCCCCCACGGUUUUGACAACCCAGCUGGAAGAAUAUGUGAAGGAUCCAGACUUUGAGGUUAUGAGGCGGCAGUAUCUGGCUCAGCAGGGCGCUAAGAAAGGAGGCAAAACAAGUACGAAUGGCUCCUCCAAGUUGCUGGAGCAGAAGACCAAUGCGAGCGCGACCAAGUCUGAAGCGUUCCCCGAGCCAAAGGUCGGAGCACAAUCUGAGACUAAGGCACCAAAAGCGGAUCUGAUAGACUUCUUUGAGUCCAUUGAGCAGAAUCAGACGACCAUGAACACUAAUCCUUUCCAGCAACCGCAGCUUGCGCAGGCACAAAAUAUGCCAGCGCAAGCAACCGGUUUCCAGCAGUCUCCCUUUGGCAUCCAACAGACUGGUGUUGCAGGGUCACAGGCGGCAUUCACUCAACAGCAGACAGGAUUUUCCAACCAACAGACCCCUUUUGGUGUAACACAGCCAACAGGAUUCCAGCAGCCAUCAUUCGGUCCUCAACAAAGUAACAUUUCAAACCAGCAAAACACUGCGUUUGGUAUCCAAACUACGGGCAUGACAACGCCACAACAACAGACAUUCAGUCCUGCUCAGGCAUCAUCCGCUGGUAAUCCUUUUGCUCAGGCCCCGUCAACAGCAGGCCAGCAACCUUUACAGCCAAGCUUUACCGGUGCUGGCUUUGGAGGUUACACGCCUCAACCACAAAACCAAAGAUUCACCCCAGCGCUCAGCAGCAUCCCUCAGAAUUCAGCACCUUCCUUCACACCUUCCGUCCCGGCCACUGAACCACCAGCUUCAACAAACCCAUUCCGCCAAUCCAUGCUCCCUCAAUCUACGGGAAACCCAUUUGCAAAACAACAAUCACCUCCCGUCGGAACGCAAAAUACGUUGGCACCACCAAACAACAAUGUUUUCUCACCAUCCGCGCCAAUGAUGCCGCAAGCAACAGGUACGAAUCCUUUCGCCAGACCUCAAACUGGCUCACCGGGACCUGCUCUAGGAGGCGUAACCACCCAUGCGACAGGCAGCACGAAUCCUUUCCGGCAGUCCCAAUUUGUGAACCAAUCCACAGGAUUGGGAUGGCAAUCCUCGGUGCCUCAAGGGACGAUUGGUGGAUUGUCCCCAGAUCAGAUCCAAACUACGAGCAUAUUCCCGAGACCUGGGGCGGGACAGUAGUAGUUGUAGCUGCAGCUGGCAGGGGUGGUGGUCGUUGUUUUAGUGUAAUCGAUACCUCAUAUUUCUUUGAGCUUUGCUCCUUAUGGUCCCGUCUUUGCGCAAUAUACCAUGCCGCACGACUCCAGACCACGCCGUAGUCGGCGACUAUUUAAUCCUGAUAGGGAUGUAAUGAGACCUCCCUUCAGAGGUAGAUUUAGUAUCAUUAGCGACUUAUUAGCAGCCAAAGAUAAUGAUUGCUUUCUUCUGACGAAUUUUGAAGAGAUAACACGAAUCACAUUAGCUCGCGUAAGCCAUCGCAUGAAGUGGAGCUGUGGCGUCGUACCACAGCUACGCCCGAUCAAAUGUCAGCGUGGAAUGGCUUCUCCAGAAUCAUUGCGCAGAUAAGGUUCGAUAAGUCAGCAAAGAGGCUUACAAAGAAUGAGGGAUCAGGAGAAGCACUAGUGAAGAAGAGAGACGGCCCAGGCAGAAUUUUGUGCAAAGUCCAAUUCUCAGCGGUUGCCCUUUCCCAGAGAUGCAUGAGCUAUUCAACGGCAAAGCAGAAAACGC
This is a messenger RNA of Verruconis gallopava, 2739 nucleotides long. RefSeq lists its product as uncharacterized. Gene Ontology annotation, molecular function: 1-phosphatidylinositol binding; SNARE binding; clathrin heavy chain binding. Gene Ontology annotation, biological process: clathrin-dependent endocytosis; clathrin coat assembly; vesicle budding from membrane. Gene Ontology annotation, cellular component: clathrin-coated pit; clathrin-coated vesicle. The coding region runs from base 283 to 2193 and encodes 636 amino acids. The transcript has 3 exons. Lineage: Eukaryota; Fungi; Ascomycota; Dothideomycetes; Venturiales; Sympoventuriaceae. The record is from RefSeq and is a predicted model, not a curated record.